Pygoscelis adeliae (Adelie penguin) is the source of this 641-nucleotide messenger RNA. RefSeq names its product lin-7 homolog C (C. elegans) (gene LIN7C). Gene Ontology annotation, biological process: protein localization to basolateral plasma membrane; neurotransmitter secretion; maintenance of epithelial cell apical/basal polarity. Lineage: Eukaryota; Metazoa; Chordata; Aves; Sphenisciformes; Spheniscidae. Bases 1 to 591 code for a protein of 196 amino acids. Gene Ontology annotation, cellular component: basolateral plasma membrane; synapse; MPP7-DLG1-LIN7 complex. The record is from RefSeq and is a predicted model, not a curated record. Gene Ontology annotation, molecular function: L27 domain binding. The transcript is spliced from 5 exons.
AUGAAACUAAUAUGUCGUUUUAAGGUGUAUACAAACAUCUGCAGAGCAAUUGAGUUGCUGGAAAAAUUACAGAGAAGUGGAGAAGUGCCACCACAAAAGCUACAGGCUUUGCAAAGGGUCCUUCAAAGUGAAUUCUGUAAUGCUGUGAGGGAGGUGUAUGAACAUGUAUACGAAACUGUGGAUAUCAGCAGUAGCCCAGAAGUUAGAGCUAAUGCAACAGCAAAGGCCACUGUAGCUGCAUUUGCUGCUAGUGAAGGUCAUUCCCAUCCCAGAGUGGUUGAACUACCCAAAACCGAAGAAGGUCUUGGAUUCAACAUUAUGGGAGGCAAAGAACAAAAUUCUCCAAUCUAUAUCUCUCGAAUUAUCCCUGGUGGUAUAGCUGAUAGACAUGGAGGCCUGAAACGUGGAGACCAGCUGCUUUCUGUAAACGGAGUGAGUGUCGAAGGUGAACACCAUGAAAAAGCAGUAGAACUGCUGAAGGCGGCUCAAGGAAAGGUUAAAUUAGUUGUGCGAUACACGCCAAAGGUCCUGGAAGAAAUGGAGUCGAGAUUUGAAAAAAUGAGAUCGGCAAAACGCAGGCAGCAAAAUUAACAUUGUAUGCAAUAACUUAAAGAGAAAAUAUAUUCCAUUUACAUUUUAUA